AUGACAACUACUAUGGCGGACGACUUUGAACUAGUGAAAUUCACAGAGCCUUGUUUUCCCAACAGUUGUUCUCAUCGCGGCAAGAAUGGACUGCAGUUUCGAGCUGGCAUCAACUGGUCUUAUCAACACCCCCAGCGGGAGUCGAACCGUGACUGUGCCGAAUGGGAGCUUGACACGUUAACCACUCGGCCACAUUGCCACGAGUGCGUUUGGUUGACGAAAUCACAUCACAACCUGCGCGCCUGCACAAUUUCGAAGGUAACAGGCGUAUUACAUGAAUUAUGCCACGUACCUGCAGUCGUCAAAUCCACACUCGAUACUGCCUUCGCAGAACAACCGAGGCUGCAUGAAAGCCUUUUGCCGAUAGGUCAAGUAAGCAUAGAACUUGCCAAGACUGCAUCUCGAAGAUGUUUAGCCUAG
Protopolystoma xenopodis is the source of this 420-nucleotide messenger RNA. The record is from the annotation of a GenBank genome assembly. Lineage: Eukaryota; Metazoa; Platyhelminthes; Monogenea; Polystomatidea; Polystomatidae.